Parasteatoda tepidariorum (common house spider) is the source of this 961-nucleotide messenger RNA. The record is from RefSeq and is a predicted model, not a curated record. NCBI's taxonomy places the organism in Eukaryota, Metazoa, Arthropoda, Arachnida, Araneae, Theridiidae.
GUAACACGUUUUUCAUAAGCUUUUUACAAAAGAAGUUCAAAAUUUCAGUAUUUCUCAGCAAUGACUCUGAAAGACAGAAGAUUUUUGGAACAGGAAAGGAGGCGUUUAACACGCUAUCAGCAUCAGCACAGAGGAUUAAGUUUUAUUAAGUUAUGGUUACCCCCCACUUCUGAUAAAGAUGCGAAUAUAAUAGGGCGUGAUGGUCAUGUCUAUAAAGGAAAAAUUCCUAGAGUGCCCUUAGAUCAGUUACCACCAGAGGUAGAUCCAGAAACUGUUGAUGAAGGAGAGCUUUAUGAGGAAAUCAGAGAUAUGAAAUAUCUGGAUAUACCUAUUCAAGAGCCAUUGGGACCCACUCGCCGUAUUGGCGGAGAAUACACAAAAGCAAAACGAUUAACACUUGCACCAGUUGAAUUUCAGUAUCGUAAAGCCAUAGAAGAAACACCAAUUAUUGGUGCUGAUGUAAAAAUGUAUCAUGGCCCAAUCUUCAAAUCGCAGCUAAUUUCUGAAAUGGAUCUUGAUCAUCGAGAAUCAAUGAAAUUGAACAGGAGUGACAAAGAUUUCGUUGAACCAACACUUGUAACUCUUCAUGUGGAUGGAAGAGCCAUCAACCCUUUUCAAGAAAUAAUGGUUAUUGGUGCUGAUGGAAAGUUACAUAGUGGCUCUACUUCCAAAUCAGAACCGAUUUCUGAUUUGGAUCAUAAAGCACCAGUUCAUUCGGACAAGAGUCACAUAGAACCAAAAACAGAUGAAGAUACUGAAGAUAUGAAAGAAGCAGAUGUAGAAGAUAAGUCUGAAGUCGAAACUGAAGAUAAAGCAGAAACAGAUGGGAAAUCAGAAGUGGCAGACACAGAAAAGUCUGUUUCCGAGGAACUAUCCGAAGAACCAGAAGAGGAAGCUCUAAUUAUAGACACAUUUUCUGUUUUAUAGACAAUAGAAAAUCUAAGACAGGAAUUUAUCUAAA